Messenger RNA from Peromyscus leucopus (white-footed mouse), 5154 nucleotides. It is a transcript of the gene Tmem64, whose product is annotated as transmembrane protein 64. The coding region runs from base 163 to 1302 and encodes 379 amino acids. The transcript is spliced from 3 exons. The record is from RefSeq and is a predicted model, not a curated record. NCBI's taxonomy places the organism in Eukaryota, Metazoa, Chordata, Mammalia, Rodentia, Cricetidae.
CCGGUGGGACCGCUUCGCGACGGCCGCUCGCCGCCCUUCCCCGGCCGUCCCGUCCCCGCCGGCGGACGCAGGGAGCUGAGGCCCGGCGUGCAGGGUGCCAUGGAAGGCCGCAGGCAGGCGGAGGCGGCGGGAGCGGAGACACUGACCGGCUGAGGCCGAGGCAUGUGGAGUCCCGGCGGGAGCCUGCUCCACACCCUGCCCCGGGCCUUGCAGCACGCCGGUCGGCUGGGCGGCGCGGAGCAGCCCGGCCGCUGGGCACCCGAGCGGACGGUGGGCGGGGACUGCCCCGAGGACCGCCUUCCCCGCGGGGGCGGGGCCGGCGCGGCUGCAGCGGCGGCGGCGGCCUCCGGCGCCCUGCUCGGCGCCUAUCUGGAGCGCCACGGUCCGCCCGCGGCCUCGGACUUGCCGGCGCCUGCCGGGGCGUUGGCGGGCGGCCCCGGGAGCGGCGGCGGCGUGGUGGUCGGGGUGGCCGAGGUGAGAAACUGGCGGUGCUGCUGCCUCGGCAGCACCUGUUGGUGCCGGAGCCUCGUGCUGGUGUGCGUGCUGGCCGCCCUGUGCUUCGCUUCCCUGGCCCUGGUCCGCCGCUACCUGCAGCAUCUCCUGCUCUGGGUGGAGAGCCUCGACUCGCUGCUCGGGGUCCUGCUCUUCGUCGUGGGCUUCAUCGUGGUCUCCUUCCCCUGCGGCUGGGGCUACAUCGUGCUCAACGUGGCGGCCGGCUACCUGUACGGCUUCGUGCUAGGCAUGGGGCUCAUGGUGGUGGGCGUCCUCAUCGGCACCUUCAUCGCUCAUGUGGUUUGCAAGCGGCUGCUCACCGCCUGGGUGGCCGCCAGGAUCCAGAGCAGCGACAAGCUGAGCGCCGUUAUCCGCGUCGUGGAGGGAGGAAGCGGCCUGAAGGUGGUGGCGCUGGCCCGGCUGACUCCCAUACCUUUUGGGCUUCAGAAUGCAGUGUUUUCGAUUGCUGACCUUUCCUUACCCAACUAUCUCAUGGCAUCUUCGGUUGGACUGCUUCCCACUCAGCUUCUCAACUCUUACCUGGGUACCACCCUGCGGACAAUGGAAGAUGUCAUCGCAGAACAAAGUGUUAGUGGAUAUUUUGUCUUUUGUUUACAGAUUGUUAUAAGCAUAGGCCUCAUGUUUUAUGUAGUCCAUCGAGCUCAAGUGGAACUGAAUGCAGCUAUCGUAGCUUGUGAGAUGGAACUGAAAACCUCUCUGGUUAAAGGCAGUCAGCCAGAUCCCAGUGGCUCUCCCUUCUACAACAAGAGGACCCUCACGUUUUCUGGAGGUGGAAUCAAUAUUGUAUGAGUCUUACAAACUGUUGUCAAGAGCCUAGUAUGCUGUACAGGCCUAGCAGUCACUUGCCCAGUGGCAGACACGAGUGCUGUUGCAUUAUGGCACAAACAAAACUGACUAGUUUUUAAAUUGCACAAUUUUCUAAAAGCAAGAACCAUUUUCUGAGUCUGUAAAUGUAAAUGUGGACGCAGCUUUGGCUGCCCCUUGUUAUACCUGAAAUGCCUAGAGGUGUGCACUUUAGUGUUGUUGAAUGGUUUUAUUGCUGGGACUUAUGGACAGAGAAAUAACCCAAAUAUUUUUUCUGUUUAGUAUCCUUAUUUAUAAAGCUCAUGAAUAGUUUUGUACAUCUGUCUUUAAAGAUGAGUAAAAGUAUGCAGUUCUAAAUGUAUCAUUGCUGGAUGUUCUUUGCUUAGGUAGUCUUUCCAGAAGGAGUAAACUGUUUGUUUUUCAGGUUUGGUUUUUUUUGUUGUUGUUGUUUUGUUUUGUUUUUGUUUUUGUUUUUAUUGUUGUUCCCUUGUCUGUUUUAAGUAGGACAACUUUGCUUCAUUUUCUUUGCUUGUAAGAAAAUAGAUAUACUUCAGUUGAAUGUAUGUUAUCAAGCAUUAUGUCUUUGUGGGCCUUUUACACCUUUUCAUACAAGCUUAAAUCCUACAUUGUGGGACUGAAGUGCUCUUAAGAUUCCUUUUUAUUUUCACUGUGUAAUAUGCAAAGCAAAAGGGAAAUUAUUCAGGGGUUGGUGGCUCAAAAGUAGAACCCACAUUCUUAUUUUAUUAUAUUGGUUUCACCCUUUAGACCUCAUCAAAGGGCUGUCUGAUAGCAUUCUUACUAAACCAUUUUCCCUUUUUAUAUUAACAAUUAGGCUUUGAAAUAAGUAUACCAUUCCUAUAAAAUGGUGGGCUUACCAUCUUUGAAAUUGUCUUUCAGGUGGCCUUGUUUAGUCAAAACGCCUUGUUAAAAAGAACCAAGCUUUAAAAUCAUGUUUAUAGUUCCAUUAAAGUACUUAUAUAUUUGUCCCCAUAGUCUUCAGCUUUAAAAUUAUAAACAUAAUAUUAACUAAAUGCCCAUGUUUGUGUUAUCUGUUCUGUUAUUGCUGCUUUGUUUGGGGCUUUGGUAUUCCUUUUCCCUGGGAAGACUCAGGAAUUCUGAAAUGUGAAACUGCCUCAGUUCUUUGUCUUGUAGCGUGAGUGUUUACUAGCAGCACUUAGGGCUGUAGAAUACAGUCAUCCAACAUGAUUCAUAUGGCGCGCACUCAUUAAUCAGCUUUUCUUUUAAAAUAGUUUAAUUACAAACUUAAUGGCUAGUUGAUUUUGUUAAGAAUGAGAUUGUAGAAAUAUGGUAACAUUUUCUGUUAAGUACUUCAUUUUUCUGACUUUUCCAACGUAUCAAAGCUCUCUCUUCUGCCUUUUCCUUGCAGUAAAACCUUUGCCCUGGUUACUGCUGACCCACAGAGUAAUCCUUUACAAGCAGAUUUUUCUAGUCUUCCACUAGAGAUGAAUUCGAUCAUGUUCAUAUCCACGAUUUUUGCCCUGUUCCGGUUGUUUCCCUUCCCUCACUGAUACAUAAGUUCCUUUGCCUUUGAGUAGCAGUAGAAAACCAGAGAACUAUGAUGAAAAGCAUUUGGUCUACAGCGCAUGAUGGCCUCCAGAUCUUUCUGUUAUUGGUAGAAAAAUAACUAUAUAUACUUUGAGUCCCCAUUGCUAUUUAGUUUUAAAUUUUAUUUUAGUUUAACCAUCCAAAUAAAGGAAAUAUUUGAUUUAUUCUUUUCCGUAUGACUUGGCAACAUUUUUCUCGUGUUUCUCAUUAUUUUUUUGUUAAAGGAAUCUUUAUUUAAGAUCCAUAUUUUCAUACUUGUUUUAAAGUUCAUGUAUUUUGAAGUGCAUUCUAUUACUUAGUAUUUGUGACGAACAACUUCACCAAACGAGUAUCUGUUGGUAGUUUGUAAUGAGUUCUUCCAGAUGUUAACACUUUCCCUGGUAUUUGUACUAAAUAUGUAAAGGUAAAAAAUAAUUUUCUGUAUUCUGCCAAUCAUAAUUUUAUAUAAUAAAUCAUCAACUUUUAUAAUAGUAUGGAUUGACCAUUUCUAAAAUACAAAUUUAGCUGUACUUUUCCAGGGUCCCAGGAAACAGCAGUCCAUUAUCGCCGUGUUAUUUGAUAGGCGCAUCUGGUGGCUGGUGUCUAGGUUACAUUCACACUCACCGUAAUGUGCAGCGUAGCUAUGCCAUGUUCACUGUCUCUAACCCUGCAACCUAGACUUAGGGCAGCAGCAGUUGCCAGGCAAUGCUUUCAUUUGGGCACAUGUCGCCUCCAGCCAUAUGUGUUUAUGAAAUGCAUAUUCACAGAAAUGAGAUGCACAGCAUUCUUUCACACCAGUUAGCUACAGUCUAAAGUUGCUUUAUAUUCAUUUAGAGCCCACCUAGUUUUCAAAUCUGGUGAAAGUUUCGUCCUGUUUUCUUUAAGAUUUCCACUUUGGCAAAUUUGCAUUACCUCUUUUUAAAACCAUGUUUAUACUUACUGUGUUUUUAUGUCUUUUUUAUUUGAUCAUCUGAUUUGUGAAUUAUUGAAGUCCAUACUCUUGAUAAACAAUCAUAUCAUCAAGUCUCUGUCAUUAGAAUGCUCACUUUGAGUUUAUAUUCGGAAGUGACUGGAUUUAUUCAGGGCCAGCCAUACUCAUCGUUGAUGCACUGUAACCAGCCGCUAAUGUUCCACGAUGGUUUUCCCCAGUGCUCACUUACUGGACUGUCAGACAGUUUCCUCCCUGCGAAGCUGUGAAGGUCAGGUUCGUUUGCCCUCACUGUAAAUGAAUUAAGCAGUAGAGGUGCUCCCCUGUCCCCAGCAGCAUAUGUAUUUACCUGUGGUGGCAAUCUGAACUCUUCCUGGGGAAGUUGCUAGGACUUAAAUUUGUUGUCCAUGAGACUGUCUUUCCAGUUCUUAAAAGCCGCUAGGUGUGUGCCACAUUGGUGCAAAUAAAUCCAUACUGUGUGGCAGGUGCAUGCCGUUCACAGAAAAGGAGCAUUUGACGAGAAGAAGAGGUUUACUGUGAAGCUAGAGAACAAUUGUAACAAUUGUAAUUGAUGGCCUUGGUGCUGAGAUUUUGUUUCAGCUAAAGGCUACACCUAGGCUGUGAAUGAUACUCCAUGUAAUACUGUCAGGCUUCUCAGAUUUGAUUUUUCUGGUUUCUCUUAUGAUAAGGUAUUUAGGAUAUAUAUUUUUAAAGGUCAUUGCUUCAAACUGAAAAGCCAUUUAAAUGGGGAGAGGAAUUACUCUCAUAGGAUAUUUAAAAUUCAGGAGGUCAAGUAAACCCACAUAUUGAACAGACACCGUUGACUUUGCAGCUGAAUUAUAACCUGGCGUGUCUGAGCUGCAGAGUGAUCGCUGCAAGCUGUUCUCAAAGGUGGUUGGGAUUUCAGUGGAGAGCUCUAACAGUGAAGCAGUGCAAUGUCUUGAAAAUUGGUAUCCCACAUCACUUGUGUGCCUAAGAAAAUAAAAGGAAAUGUUUUAUUUUUCUUCUCUCUUCUCUUUCUUUUCUAUGGUUGUAAAGACGUGUUCAUGGGAGAGAACAGUUCAGGGGGAGGGGGGCUGCAUCCUGCUUCUAGCAGUGGUCAUGCUGAUGAUCAAUCUCAUGUUGGGUAUUAGGAUUGUAGGAGCGGUGCUGUGACAGGUGAUGCUCAUUUCUUAUAUUGGCCUUUGCUUUUUAGCUCCUGUGUCAGAAAAUGCCAUCUGUUAACACAUUGUUAGUUUCUUGAUGCUUUUUCAUAAAAUCAAAAACUUGUCCUGAUUUAAUUUUCUGUCCCUUUGUACCUAUUUUCGCUGACAGUUUCCUGGAAAGUACAUUGCAGCUACCAUAAAUGAUCUUCUUAGCAUCCA